Messenger RNA from Diospyros lotus (date-plum), 2816 nucleotides. Its product is annotated as probable helicase MAGATAMA 3. Gene Ontology annotation, molecular function: helicase activity. Bases 121 to 2583 code for a protein of 820 amino acids. The transcript is spliced from 20 exons. NCBI's taxonomy places the organism in Eukaryota, Viridiplantae, Streptophyta, Magnoliopsida, Ericales, Ebenaceae. The record is from RefSeq and is a predicted model, not a curated record.
GUACAGUUCAGCCAAAACCAUACAUAUAAAGGGCGAAACGAAACGGGCGAUCUCCCAAGGCUUGAAACCCUGCCUUCUUCCCGCCCCCACUACUCUCGCUCUCGCUCUCUUCAGGCACCAAUGGCGGUGGACAAGAGUAAGCUGGAAGAAGAAGCCAGUAUUCUUCGCUUCUACAAGAUUGUUCUCAGUUGGGAUUACCUUCGCCUUCUCAAACAAUCCGAUAAGAACAAAAGUCGGAGAAACGAUUCGGGGCUGAGUGAAGUGAAGGAUACGUACAAGGACGUGGAUGACUACCUUGCGACGUUUGAGCCCCUUCUGUUUGAAGAAGUUAAAGCUCAGAUCAUCCAAGGCAAAGAUGACGAAGAAAAAGCAGAAUGGAAGCUUGUGCUUACAAACAACUGUAGUGAGACUGAUGGGUUUCUAUCAUCAACGAUUAUACUUGAAGAUGUGCAGUCAGUGUCGCAGAAUGAUCUGUUACUGCUUUCGGAGAAGCAGUUUGGAGAGGGUAAAGAACUCCCAACAAAAUACGUGUUUGCACUGGUUGAGCACCGGCAUGAUAGUAGACUUCAAGUUACACUCAGAAUGAAUUUGAGCGGAGAAGUUCAAGGGAUAAAUGUUGAUGAAAUUGAACCUUGUCCAAGGCUGUUGAAUAUGCGUUCUCUUGUUUCUGAAGUAAAUAAACCACUGUACAUUCUAAAGAUUUGCAGUUUAUCAACUAUUGUUAGAGAAUAUGUUGCUCUACGCUCAGUUAGCUCCCUCCCAUUCAAGGAUUUAAUAUUAGCAGCUGCUGAAAACAAUAGCCUUGAAGAUCAGGCCUGGGAAAUUCCCAGAUCCCUCAUGGAAUAUAUUGAAAGUAAUCACAACAAAUCUCAGCUGGAUGCCAUUCGUGUAGGUCUUUCACGUAAAAGAUUUGUCCUAAUACAGGGUCCUCCUGGAACAGGAAAGACACAAACUAUUCUUGGGCUCCUUAGUGCUAUAUUACAUGCAACCCCUGCGAGAGUAAGCUCAAAGGGCAAAUUGUGCGGAAUAAAGCGUGGACCUGAAUUACCUCUUCAGGAAAAACACAACCACUGGGUGAAAGCAUCUCCAUGGUUACAUGGUAUUAAUCCCAGAGAUGCAAAGAUGCCUGAAAAUGGAGAUGAUGGGUUUUUUCCUACCACUGGCAAUGAGCUGAAACCAGAAGUAGUAAAUUCCAGUCGCAAAUAUCGGGUCCGUGUUCUAGUAUGUGCUCCAUCAAACUCUGCGCUUGAUGAGAUUGUGUUGCGACUUCUGAAUACUGGUAUCCGUGAUGAAAAAAACCGUGCAUACAACCCUAAAAUUGUGCGAAUUGGUCUUAGACCACAUCAUUCUGUCCAAACUGUCUCCAUGGAUUACCUUGUGGAACAAAAACUUGCUGGUAUGGAUUUUCAGACCAGUGAUAAGCAGAAACAUGGUGGGACAGGAAGGGAGAGAGACACUAUCCGUGCUUCAAUUCUGGAUCAAGCAGCGAUUGUUUUCUCGACUCUUAGCUUCAGCGGUUCAGUUCUUUUCAGUAAAUUAAAUCGAGGUUUUGAUGUUGUCAUAAUAGAUGAGGCUGCUCAAGCAGUGGAGCCAGCUACUCUUGUUCCUUUGGCCAAUGGAUGCAAGCAAGUAUAUCUGGUUGGCGAUCCAGUUCAAUUGCCAGCUACUGUAAUAUCUCCUCUUGCUGAGAAAUUUGGUUAUGGAAUGAGCUUAUUCAAAAGAUUCCAAAGGGCUGGUUAUCCAGUUAUGAUGCUGAAGACGCAAUAUCGCAUGCAUCCAGAGAUAAGAAUGUUCCCUUCGAGAGAAUUCUACGGUGGGGCACUGGAGGAUGGAUCUGAUGUUAAAGACCGGACUGAACGUUUAUGGCACCAGUAUCGCUGCUUUGGACCCUUUUGCUUCUUUGACAUACACGAGGGAAAGGAGUCCCAACCAUCCGGGAGUGGUUCUUGGGUAAAUGAAGAUGAGGUUGAUUUUGUUCUUAUCUUGUAUCAUAAAAUGGUGACCAGAUAUCCAGAGCUCAAGUCAAGUUCCCGGCUUGCAAUUAUAUCUCCGUAUAGACAUCAAGUCAAGCUAUUCCGUGAUCGCUUCAAGAAUACUUUUAGCGUUGAGUCAGACAAAAUAGUGGACAUCAAUACAAUUGAUGGUUUCCAGGGACGAGAGAAGGAUGUUGCAAUCUUUUCAUGUGUUAGGUCUAGCAAAGAUAAGGGCAUAGGGUUUGUGUCUGAUUUUCGCCGAAUGAAUGUUGGGAUAACCAGAGCAAGGUCUUCCGUUCUGGUGGUGGGUUCUGUAUCCACUCUAAAGAGAGAUAAGCACUGGAAAAGCCUAGUGGAGAGUGCCGAGCAGAGAAAUUCUCUAUUCAAGGUUUCCAAGCCGUACAAAGAGUUCUUCAGCGACGAGAGUCUCAAGUCCAUGGCUGCGAGUGAGGCUAAACCGGAACCGACAGGAGCUCCAUUAACUGAAACUGAAGUGGACAUUGAUGCACCUGCCUAUGGUAAUACCGGCGACGCAGACCAAGUGGCAAUGGAUGAUUAUGGCGAUGGGGACGGAGAUGGGUAUGAUGGAGGAGGCAUGGACGAAGACUAGACCCAGAUUUUAUGUCAAUAAUGGCAAUCAUCUGGGGCCGUCGGUUCUGAUUGAUCCUAAAUUUUCAAUCUGUCAACAUUCUUUGGAGUGGUCACGGUAGCGAACUGAGCUUACUUAUUUAUUCAAACAAGCAAGCAAGUAUAGAUCUAGGCUAGCCAAUAGCAGUUGUUACAUACGUAUGUAACUUAUUUGAGUUUAUUGACUAUGAAUGGAAUCAUUGUUUUGAUGGGCAA